Drosophila grimshawi is the source of this 1289-nucleotide messenger RNA. It is a transcript of the gene Mat1, whose product is annotated as CDK-activating kinase assembly factor MAT1. Bases 87 to 1049 code for a protein of 320 amino acids. The record is from RefSeq and is a predicted model, not a curated record. Gene Ontology annotation, molecular function: cyclin-dependent protein serine/threonine kinase activator activity. Gene Ontology annotation, biological process: regulation of transcription by RNA polymerase II; nucleotide-excision repair; positive regulation of cyclin-dependent protein serine/threonine kinase activity. Gene Ontology annotation, cellular component: transcription factor TFIIH holo complex. The transcript has a single exon. Lineage: Eukaryota; Metazoa; Arthropoda; Insecta; Diptera; Drosophilidae.
AUUUUUGCCACUUUGAGUUUACCAGCAAUUUUUGUUAGGUUGCCGGAAUUUCUUUAACAGCCGAAUAUAAUUGAAACAGCCGCAGGAUGGAGGAGCAGGCCUGUCCGCGUUGUAAGACCACUAAAUACCGCAAUCCUUCUUUGAAGCUGAUGGUCAACGUUUGCGGACACACGCUAUGCGAAUCCUGCGUGGACAUGCUCUUCCUCAAGGGCUCCGGCGCCUGCCCGGAAUGCAUGGUGCCGCUGCGUCGCAACAACUUUCGCGUGCAGCUCUUUGAGGAUCCCAUGGUCGAGAAGGAGGUGGACAUACGGCGGCGCAUAUUGCGCGACUACAACAAACGCGAGGAGGACUUUGCCACGCUGGAGGAGUACAACGACUAUCUGGAGGAGAUCGAGGACAUUGUCUACAAUCUCUGCAACAACAUCGAAAUCAUCGAGACAAACAAACGCAUCGAGGCCUACAAGCGUGACAAUCGCGAGGUCAUCCAGCGCAACAAGACGCGUGUCGGCCGAGAUGAGUGCGCUUUAGAAGAGCUGCUGGAGCUGGAGCGGGUGCAGGAUGAGUCGCGCAAGAAGGAGCUGGAUGAGCUGGAGACGGAGCACAAGAAGAAAAAGGCACGCGACAAGCAGGCACUCAUCGAGGAGCUGAUGUACAGUGGCAAGGAUGCGGCCACCAUUGUCAGCGAGUUCGCCGAGAAGGCCGAGAAACAGCGCGAGGAAGAGAAACAAUUGCCGCCACCGAAAUCGAUCAAAGAGUUCUCCACGGGCAUCAAAUUCGGCCAGACAGCAGAUCCCAAUCUGCAGCCAGUGCCCAAAUCGGAUGAGGGUCCGCUCUUCGUCUACGAACCACUGAUACCCUACACAGAUGGCCCAACGCCUCCGCCUGCCAGCGAUGUGGAGACCGUUGGAUAUAUCGCACACAUACGUCCGGAAACGCCGCAGGAGAAUGCCGGCGGCUUCACCUCAGCGUUGGCCUGCCAUCGUGCCCUGCAGGAGGCGCUACAGUGCCUCUACUAUACGCCAACCACCGGUGUGGGCGUGGCCCUUUAGCACACCCGGAGCCGUCGAAGGUUGCAGUUUGAAACUAGCCGAGCACAGCACGCUUAAUAACUUUUGUUGAACAAUUGUCGCCUUCUAUAAAAAUGCAUUAUUAUUAACGAUUAGAUAAGUGAACAGAAACUAUUACGAAUAACUUGCUUAACAUAAAUAAAUACAGUAUAUUCUUAUCCUAUUUAUACCACACACAACUUGUACCCUAUUUGCAUAAAAGACAUCUUUUCCAAUCAAUAA